AUGAAACCAUGGGAAGCUGACUUUGGUGCGCUUUCCCGCUUCAGCGCGGGCAGCAGUGGCAGCACCGGCUUUCCGAAUCAAGGUGUGUCACGGUCACAUGACAACCUGCCUGUGCUGCAGAAGACUACCAGCUAUCCGGCCAGUCCUACGAGUCCUAUCAGCCCGACCGAGACCGAAUUUGGCGCUACGCCUAUCGAUGCGAGUUUCGGUGAAAGAAUUGACUCGCAUCCGCCUGAGCGACCAGCGCCGGAGAAGCCUGCGCUUGGAGAUCGGAGUGGAUUGCCUAGUCAGAAGAGCAGAGGAGUUGGAAUGAACUACACUGAGCCUGCGAAGAAGACGGGGAACAAAAUGGACAAGUACGCACGGCAAGCAGGAGACGAUUCAUACGAGAGUGAAGGAGCGGAUGCAGACGACGAGUUCGAGCGAACCAUCUUCAACCAGGCUGCACCUACCAUGUUCGACGAUGGAGAGUCGGACCACCCUUCCGAAUCAGACGAUGAAGACCAUGAUCUACUGGAUGGAGAAGAUACACCGACGACGCAAGGCUGGGGGGAUCGUGAAAAUAGAAGUCCGACCGGCAACAUGACACAGUGGAAUGAGGAGCAGGUGGCCGACUACAUCAUUUCGCUUUCUUCAACCUACAAGCAGUAUAGCCAGGCAUUCAUUGACGAGGGUAUCAAGGGUGAUGUGCUGGUGGACCUGCAUCAUGAUGAUCUGCAGGAUCUGGGCAUUAAUAGCUUGGGCGACCGGUUGACAAUCCUGAAGUCGGUCUAUGAGCACAAGAUACGGUCAGGCAUCAAGGGCGAAGAAGGGCAAUAUGUCCCUCUGUCAGCAGCAGACGAUAGGAGCGAUCUGAAUGCGACACAGGAUGAUAUCACUCGCGUCAUCGAUGCCAUCAAACAGCGCGACCAGCGCAUUUAUGCUGCCGAGGCGGAGUUGAAGGCGAUGAGGCAGGACUUGGAUCGCAUAUUUGAAGAGAACAGAAAGCUGCGAGACGAGACCCUGCCGAUCAUGCGACUGGUGAAACCUUUGCCGGAUCCGGCAGGAGGGACCAUACCUUCACCACGCGAAAUCGACCUCAAUAAGCAGAAUGAGAACCUCGCACCUGCCGCGGCGAAAGAGAGCAAAGGAAGCUCACUGAGCCGCAAAUUCUCGACUAAAAAGCUUUUCCUUGGUAGUGCGCCAAAGCAACCCUCACCCACGCACCCUCCACAAACACAUACACCACAACCCCAACGAGAAGUUAGGGACGACCUGGGAGGUGCUCAACUCGAGGCUUCUGCAGCAGCGAUGGCGGCUUCUAGCCAUUUGACAGCAAGCAUGACCAGCCAGAUCUCACCCAGCAGUGUUCACGGCUCCCAACUCAGCCCUACGAGUCCAGCCUACAGCACCCAAGCACCUUCGUCAGGAGGAUCCUACCAGCCACCGAAUUCAGCUGCUGCCCGCUCCUUCCCACGUGAGGUGGCAAACGCACGUGAUCGUCACCCAUAUGACCGACACAACCAAGACGACAACGGCACGGGGACUGGCUACAGCGGUACUAGUCACUGGUCUCAAGCCAGCACGAUCGUGGCUCCGGAUCGUGACCGUGAUCGUGACCCGCCUGCUUCGGCCAGGCCGUCGAGACGCCAGCUGCCCACUCCUAGUCCACGCGAGGAUGAGAUACCGCAGACCGCGCCCUUGCCUAGGGAGAGGGACAGAGAUAGAGGCGACAGAGACAACCCGCAAGUCGAGAUCUUCAAGAGCUUCCGCGUCAGUAUCGAGGAUCCUUGUCGUGUGGUUCUCCCAGUGGCCCUCAAACGCUACAACAUCACCGACGACUGGCGCCAAUACGCCCUGUAUAUCGUGCACGGCGACCAAGAGCGCUGUCUCGGCUUGGAAGAGAAACCUCUCUUGCUGUUCAAGCAGCUGGAUAAGGAGGGGAGGAAGCCGAUGUUCAUGCUUAGAAGGCAUGCUAGUCCGGCUGAGGGGUGGAGUAGCCAGGCCAAUUUGUCUGGAGCGCCUGGUGGAUCUGGGCAGGGGUUAGACGGUGGUAGUGGUAGUGGUGGCGGUGGUGGAGGAAGGGAGAAGGCUAUACCCGGUGGUGUGCUAUGA
This is a messenger RNA of Recurvomyces mirabilis, 2094 nucleotides long. RefSeq lists its product as uncharacterized. NCBI's taxonomy places the organism in Eukaryota, Fungi, Ascomycota, Dothideomycetes, Mycosphaerellales, Teratosphaeriaceae. Gene Ontology annotation, biological process: signal transduction. Gene Ontology annotation, molecular function: protein binding. The transcript has 5 exons. Bases 1 to 2094 code for a protein of 697 amino acids. The record is from RefSeq and is a predicted model, not a curated record.